AUGGGGUAUAUGAACCAGCCAAAAUUCAUGGAACUCUACGCCUAUGCCCUAGAGAGUGACUUCCAGAUCCCAGACGGCGAGUCAGCGGCAUGGGCUCCAGGACACCCUUUUCACUGGGGUCAAGAGCUUGAUAAAAUAAUCCUUGGGGGAGUAGGGUCGUCUCUGUCCUUGAGUCCCGAUGACCAGUUUCUUGCGGUCGGGGUAGGACAGAAUAUCCACGUCUAUUCUACGUUCACGAGGGAGUACGUGGAGACCCUGACGGGACAUUUAGAUGAGGUGUCACGGGUGUUUUUCGCUUCAAGAAUGAUCGGAUGCGGACUGUACACACUUGUCUCUUCUGCGGAGGGCUCGAUCGUGAUCUGGGAGCUUGAUAGGGAUGGGAAGAAUGUGUCUGCAGAGAAAGAGAACAAAUCCCAACGGAUAGAAAAUGGUAUAUGUCACCCAGAACAACACCGCUCAGAACGAGAUGCGCGACGCAGAAACUCUGCCUUGCGUGAACAUCAGGAAUAUCGAGGCCAAAGAAAAUCGGUAUCGCCUUCUCGGGCAUACCGACACGAUUAUGGCCUUUUGGAGGACAAAUGUGGUCUGGUGCUUUCUCUCCUGCCUCCAAAUACAUCGCUAUUUAGCCAAGGUAGUCCGAAGGCGGUUGUUUAUGUCUACGAUAUAGAAAAGGCCGAGGAGGUUUUACAUUUCGAGGGGUGUGAGCACUGGGCUCGCUCGCUAGAUUGGAGCCCAGACGGUAAGCUGCUGGCGGUAGGAGCCAGCGACAGCAGCGUCCGUGUCUUGGACCCAUAUACGGGAGAAGAGAAGAUAGGUUGGAGGUUGAAAUUCGACAACCGACUGAUGAGGAGAUUUGCGGGAAUUCAAGGAGUCAAGUUCAUCGACGCAGGGAGAAAGCUGAUGUUUCGCUCUACUGUGGGAUUUACCGAAGUAUAUGACUUACAACUAACGAAACAACAAUUUGCCAGGGGACCUGAAUGUCAGCUGGAGAGGGGGAGUACUUCCAAGCCCAUUUACACUGCAGACUCUUCUCUCCCAGUAGUGUCGGAUGCCGAUGGAGCCGUGAGGUUCUGGAGACAUUGCGAUUUCCGAGAUACCGACCCGUAUUUAUGA
Messenger RNA from Aspergillus oryzae RIB40, 1113 nucleotides. RefSeq lists its product as uncharacterized. The record is from RefSeq and is a predicted model, not a curated record. Lineage: Eukaryota; Fungi; Ascomycota; Eurotiomycetes; Eurotiales; Aspergillaceae. The transcript is spliced from 4 exons. Gene Ontology annotation, molecular function: protein binding. Bases 1 to 1113 code for a protein of 370 amino acids.